Messenger RNA from Wyeomyia smithii (pitcher-plant mosquito), 3662 nucleotides. Its product is annotated as translation initiation factor IF-2-like. The coding region runs from base 390 to 2135 and encodes 581 amino acids. The transcript has a single exon. Lineage: Eukaryota; Metazoa; Arthropoda; Insecta; Diptera; Culicidae. The record is from RefSeq and is a predicted model, not a curated record.
GUCUCGCUCAUCGUGGACCAUUCGACCGUGGCAACUUGAACUGAGUGGUGGAUUUCUCGUUAUUAUCCCGUUCGAUGUCAAACAAAGCCGUCUGGUAGUAAUGAGAAUUUGCAUUUAUUGAUUUUCUGUGCUUAUUCAUCAGAGUGAAAAUAGCAAUUAGUUGCGUGUGAACGUUGGUUUUGUCGUCAGAAUAAAAGUGAUUUGUGCAUCUGUGGAAUAAACUAGAUUUACUACAACCUAAACUAGGUGUGAGAUAAAAUAACACAGCAUAAAAGAUCACCUUAAGUGGGGGGCGCCAACUGUGCAGGAGAAACGCAAUAACGCGAAACAAAUUCAAAGCAGGUUUUUCCGACAAUAUUGUUGAUUCUGUGUGUGUUGUGCAAAGCCAAAUGACUCACAAAAUGAAGCGAAGAAGUUCGAUACGAAUAGACGAAAAUAAAUUGAAGGUGGUCACGUUUUGCAUACUGUUGUGCGUGUCCAAUUUCUUGCCAGCGCUAGAAGCGCGAAAGACGACCAGCAACCGGAGCAAGAGCUCUUCUUCGAGCUCUGGUCGUGUUUCAAAACCUGCCAAAACUCAUACCGCGCAAACUUCAUACAGUAAUCCUGGAUCGUUGAGUUACAGCAACUACCAGCAGAAACCCAAUCCGAAACCAUCAGCACCAGUGGACAACUCAGCUAAUUCUCGACCUAUUGGAUGGAACGUAAACAACAGCCCAGGAGCAAAACCUGCUGCAGCUGCUCCUCCAUAUCCGGCACAUAACGCACCCAAGUCCCCUCCGUAUCCUGUACAAAGCUCUGCUGGGGCGGCAAAGCCGCCAUACCCAGUGCAGCAACAGCAUAAUGUACAUCAAACCCAUGGCGCACCACCACCACCAUACUCCGUGAAUCAACACCACGGACCUCCACCACCAUAUUCAGCCGCGAACAAUCCGAAUCUCAAUUCUCCCUUCAAUCAACCACCACCAAUGUACAGCCCUGGAAAUCAAGGAUUCAAACCGGGACAGCCUAGUGGUUUCGGUCAACCGGGCGGAUUUGGCCAACCAGGUGGAUUCGGUCAACCUGGAGGUUAUGCUCAACACGGUGGAUUCGGACAGCCUGGCGGAUAUCAUCAAACUGGUGGUUUUGGAGGUCAUCAGCCCUCAUUUGGUGGGUUCCCCGCCGGUGGUACUGGUUAUCAUGCUCCUCACGGUGGAUUCCAGGGUGGAGGCGUGGCACCCGCAGUUAAUUAUGCCCCUGCACCUAGUUUCCCGAUAAAUGCUAUUCCAGUCGGAGCAUACAAACCACAGUCCUCAGGAAUUGGUCUUGGUGGGAUAGCUGCUGGUGUUGGUACAGGUUUGCUGGCUGGAGCAGCAGGUGCUGCCAUUUACAAUGCUCUCAAACCAGAAGACCGUGUUAUCUACCGAGACCGUGUGACUGUAGUCGAUGCUAACCCAGGCAGUAACAAUAAUGCAGCCCAAGCUCCUGGUGCUCCAGCUGCACCUGCUCCUGGAGCUCCCGCAGCUCCUGCCGCCGCACCAGUUGCUCCAGGUAUGGCCGCAGCUCCAAUCGCUGGCGAAUCUACAAAUUCGCAAGGUCCUGCAGUGGACUCCAAGGAGGGAGGAGUAGCAGGUGUUCCCAACACUCCAGUGAUUAUGAAUAACAAUUCGACGAACGAGCAAUCAAGUAAUCCUAACGAAGCUUCUACAUCCACGCCACUUGCUCAGUACAAUGAAACGAACCCUACACCGGCACCAACCGGAAAACAGUAUUAUCCACCACCUGGCCAAUACUAUCCUGCUACCGGCCAGUAUGUACCACCCGGUGAAUACGAUCCAGCCACUGGUGUUUUCACCCCUGGUCGUUACAUUCCGGAUACCAAUAUUUUCCAGCAAGGCCAGUACGAUCCACUGACACAGAUUUUCACACCGGGCAGCUAUGAUCCAGCUACCGGCCAAUUCGUCUCUGAUCCCAACCAUGGUCCAGUUAACUUGGGAGCCCCCACUGGGCCCGAUGGAGCUGAAGUUCCUGUAACCAGCCAACCACUGAAUCAAUCACCACAGGAAACUAAUGGUUCUGCUGAAUCUAGAGCAAUGGCUAAAUCGUUCCUGCUAACAGCGCUACCGGCGCUUUUGGCCGCCAUUUCACGUUACUACUAAUUACUUCGCUAGUAGGUAAGGUAAUUGGUGAACAUACGUUGCAUUGAUUACAUGCUCGAACAGAACAAGCUCUCUUACGACCAAUUUCCAUGAACAAUACGCUAUAUGUACAUGUAGGAAAGAAUCUCCUAGUCGAAAUUGCACGUUUUACGUGCUAGUUAAGCUAUUGCGUGGCAUCAGAGCACCUAGUUGUGGAAAAUCGGACUAGAAACAAUAACACUUAAUAAAUUUGAAUCUCAACCAAAUUUCAAUGCAGUUUUGAAUGUUUCCCCUCAAAAAAUCACUGGAAUUACGAACAAACCAGAUCGAAUCAAUAUUGACGUAGUGGACAGAUAGGUAAAUUUAAACUUUGGUAUCGCUUUGAUGCACAUUAGCUUAAUCAUACUUGAAACUGGAAUACAGGUUAUUCACUAUCAAAAUUAAAGAGAAUUGUGAAAAUGUUUCGCCGAUUUCUCAAUGAUUAUUGUAAAGGACUUUGAUAUAAAAAAACAAAUGCAAUUCACAGAUAGAACCUUGUUGAAUUUAAAGUAUCGUUAUCGUAUUUUCAAUUUAUUUUACUUUGCCUAAUCUAAAGCUUUUUACAACUAUUUAAAAAAAAACCUAUAAGUUUCAAACUGACUUUUCUAUGCAUGACAUCAUUGACAAUUAUUAGUCACCAGCAAAUCAAGCAUCACAAUAUAAAAUAGUCUCUCUGGUGGUAGGUAGUAGUUUAUAAGUACUAAGUCACUAUAUUGUCACUCUCUGCAAUAAAGCAAGGAAUUGUCGACGCUUAAUGAUGAAUUACUAUAUAGGUAGCGAUAGGAACACCACUACAGAACAUCACAAUAAUUAGAAGCUAUAAUAACUGUGCUGAUAACAAUCUCACGUUUAGAGUCAAUGAAUAUUCUUUCACGUUUCCAGACAUUUUUUUUACAUGGUAAAUUACCAAUGCCAAAUUUUUCCUUAGUACCAACUUUCUCUCCCUGUUUUCUUCUACACGACAUUCAAACCCAUCUGUACGUGGUAGCUAACUGUUUUGGAUGAUUUUACAAGGCUAUCUUGCCCUACUGGUUACAACCUUUAAUAUAAUGGUAACUUCUAAUCAGCGAACAUGUUAUAAUAUAUUCAAUAGACUCUACAGAGAAAUUUAAUGUGAUAGAUACAAGUGUUAUUAACCUGAACAAAUAAUUUAACGAAUAUGUAACAAACUUUUCACAGCAAAAAUAAAUCUCGAGCGUAACGAUGUAUAUAUUUUAUUUUGAUAAUGACGUAGCAUUUCCCGAUUGUGCAAGGUUUUCGCCUUUAAAAAUGGGAACCAGAUUGAUAUUACGAAGAAUAUGCUGCAAAAACAAACAAAUCGCAAAUAGCCCUUGGUGACGCUUAGGUUUUGCAAGAUUGAUUCUAAAAAGAUAAACCUAAAGUAGAGUCGGCGUUAUUGCGACGGAUAAAAAAAAUGCUUCAUGGUAUUACCAACUCAUAUGGGCGAAUUUGUACGCUAUUAAUGUUUCCGUUAAGUGAAUAAAGUAUACUCUCCAAACCCCACCCAAA